AUGGCACCGGAUAUCAGAAAUUUUUUUGGGCCCAAGGGGAGCCAGGGUGCUGCGCCAAAACCAAAACCAGCUGUUAAGGAAUCAGAGAAGUAUGCUAUUUCUUGUGGAAAGCCUUGUCAUCGGGAUUAUGCUAACUGUGGUCUAGGAAGUAGAAAAGUCAUUGAGGAUAGUGAUGAAGAAGAGGAGACCGUUAAAGCACCCCCAAAACCACAACCGAAGAAGAAGCCAAAACCCGAAGAACCAAAGACCGAGCCUACCACCACAUCCGAGUACUUUAGCUCAAGUAAAAGGAAUCGCAAGCCAAACGCAGCUCCAGAUAAUAAGCCCAAUUCAAAUGGCCAGGAGAAGAAGGUCCUAGCCACGCGAGAGAGCCCACGGAAAUCCACUAGAACCGCACCCUCCGUUGAAAUCCAUCCUCCGCCACUACCUUCAAAAGAAGCCAAGAAACCACGGAGAGCUGAACGGAUAAUUGAUGCCGAUGAUCAUCUUGGAGGAGACGAUAUUUUUGCCUCGGAAUUUCAGAAAGCAGGAAAGGGUGACGAUGACUACCAGGAGGAGGAUGAAUCUGAUGAUUUUGAUGAUAUGAUCGUGAAACCCCCAACUGCGUCGGACAUACAUUCAGAUAAAACUAAAAAAGACACCCUUCCAGAACCUGAAAGAAAGGUUCAGAAGCGCAAGUCAGCAGCCUUGAGUGAAGACGAAGAGGAGGGUGAGGACGACGGUGGAAAGAAAAAAACGGCAAAGGCUCGCGCUCCCAAAACCACUUCCAAAUCCACACCCAAAAAGCCUAGGGCAACUAAAGCGGACCAACCGGAAAGCAAAGAGAUACAAGAUAUACUUAACAGUAUUCCCGAAGUCAAAGCCCCGUCACCACCAACUGCGACGAAGAAAUUCAACUUUGUUGCGGCUGCUCAACGCGCUCAAUCCGGUGGUACUAUCGAUGACUCUGACCUACCAGUCGGGGAGCCGAAUUGUCUUGCUGGACUCUCUUUCGUUUUUACCGGUGUUCUUGACUCCCUUGGGCGGGAACAAGGACAAAAUCUCGUGAAAAAAUACGGAGGAAAAUGCAUGUCAGCUCCAAGUUCAAAAACAAGUUAUGUGGUAUUGGGUAAUGAUGCUGGUCCGAAGAAACUGGAAACCAUUCAGAAGUAUAAACUUAAGACAAUCAACGAAGGGGGACUGUUUGAAUUGAUUAGGAAACUUCCUGCCAAUGGAGGUGACGGAAAGGCAGCCCAGCAGUAUGCCGAAAAGAAGAAAGCUGAAGAGCAAAAAAUCAAAGAGAUGGCUGCUGAGAUUGAUCGGGAAGAAAAGAAGCGUGCCGCUGAGUCCAAAGCAUCAGCUCCCCCUAGUUCAGGCACAGGAACCAAGGACAAGAACGCUAGUGAUAAACGUGAGGCAGUUGAUGACCGCCUCUGGACCACGAAAUAUGCACCCACAUCCCUUAGCAUGAUAUGUGGAAACAAGGGCACUGUCGAAAAGCUACAAACCUGGCUGCGUAACUGGCAUGCAAACGCAAGAGCCAACUUCAAAAAGCCUGGAAAAGAUGGCUCAGGGACGUACCGCACAGUUAUGAUACAUGGCCCACCUGGAAUUGGAAAGACGACCGCUGCACACCUAGUUGCAAAGCUGGAGAACUUUGAUAUUGUUGAGACAAAUGCUAGUGAUACCCGAAGUAAGAAGCUACUUGAAACCACCUUGCGCGGAGUACUUGACACUACCUCUCUUCAGGGUUACUUUUCUGGCGAAGGCAAGAAGGUUGAGCCUGGGAAGAAGAAUCUGGUGUUGAUCGUGGAUGAAGUUGACGGAAUGUCUGCUGGUGACCGUGGUGGUGUCGGUGCAGUAGCUGCCAUUGCAAAGAAAACUAGGAUUCCUAUUAUCCUGAUCUGCAAUGAGAGAAGACUUCCGAAAAUGAAACCCUUCGAUCAUGUCACAUUUGAGUUACCAUUCAGGAGGCCAACAGCAGAGCAAAUCCGUGCGCGGUUAUUUACCAUUUGCUACCGAGAAGGCAUAAAGAUACCUCCUCAGGUGCUUGAUGGUCUUAUUGAAGGAACUCAUGCCGAUAUCCGCCAAGUGAUAAACAUGCUGUCAACGAUAAAACUUAGUGCCAAUAACCUUGAUUACGAUCAAGGCAAAGAAAUGUCAAAAGCAUGGGAGAAACAUGUUAUACUUAAGCCUUGGGAUAUUGUUGGGAAAAUCCUUAGUGCACAGAUGUUUGCACCCAGUUCAAAGGCAACACUCAACGACAAGGUUGAAUUAUAUUUCAACGAUCAUGAAUUCAGCUAUCUGAUGCUACAGGAGAACUACCUGCGAACAAACCCAAUGGCAGCUAAUUCCUACAGUGGCAAGGAGAGGCAGUUCAAGCUUCUUGAGUUGGCCGAUAAGGCUGCGGAGAGUAUCAGUGACGGUGAUUUGGUGGAUAGAAUGAUCCAUGGCUCACAGCAACAGUGGAGCCUUAUGCCAACACAUGCUGCCUUCAGUUUUGUGAGACCAGCCAGCUUCAUGGCUGGAAAUAUGACGGACAGAGUCGGGUUUACCAGCUGGCUGGGCAAUAACAGUAAGCAAGGUAAAAUGGCUAGGCAAGUCAAGGAGAUUCAGGGUCAUAUGCGUCUUCGUGCAUCUGGUGACAGACACGACAUUCGUCAACAAUACAUGCCCGUGAUAUGGAACAAGACCGUCAAAAGAAUGGAAGUUGACGGGAAGGACGCUGUCGACGACGUUAUUGACUUCAUGGACAGCUACUUCUUGACCAAAGAUGAUUAUGAUUCUAUUAUUGAGCUUGGUCUCGGCCCCAUGAACGAAAAGAACAUCAAUAUCCAGUCUCAAACGAAAGCUACCUUUACACGUCUAUAUAAUCAACGCUCUCACCCUCUACCGUUCAUGAAGGCAUCGAGCGUUGUGUCAUCCAAGAAACUUCCCAAAGUGAAACCAGACUUGGAAGAUGCCAUCGACGAAUCUGACGAUGCUGAGGAAAUCCUUGGAGAGGAAGAGGUCAAAGAAGAAGAAAGCGACUUGGACUUGAAGAAGGACAAAUAUGUCAAGGCCGCAAAGACCAAGAAAGCCGGCGGCAACGCUAAGAAAUCUGGUACCACGAAGGCGAAAUCCAAGAAGAAGAAGGUGGUAGACGACGACGACGACGAUGAUAUUGAGGAGUCAGAGGAGGAGGCUCCCAAGAAGAGAGGCCGGAAGCCAAAGGCCAAAGGCAAAGCCUAA
Molecule: messenger RNA, 3210 nt
Organism: Trichophyton verrucosum HKI 0517
Lineage: Eukaryota; Fungi; Ascomycota; Eurotiomycetes; Onygenales; Arthrodermataceae
Exons: 4
Coding region: 1-3210 (1069 amino acids)
Biological process (GO): DNA replication; DNA repair
Cellular component (GO): DNA replication factor C complex; nucleus
Molecular function (GO): ATP binding; DNA binding; DNA clamp loader activity
Source: RefSeq, a predicted model, not a curated record